Messenger RNA from Bursaphelenchus xylophilus (pine wood nematode), 1533 nucleotides. The record is from the annotation of a GenBank genome assembly. Lineage: Eukaryota; Metazoa; Nematoda; Chromadorea; Rhabditida; Aphelenchoididae.
AUGGAGGAACUGAACGUGAUUAAUGAUCGGCAGCCCCAGUUGCCCCAUUUUUUGGCUAAACUAUGGUCUAUUCUAGAUGAUACGCAGUACGAAAAUGCCAUCUGUUGGGAUAAGGUAUAGGUUAACAACGUGAAUUUAUAUUUUUAGAGUGGUGAAUCAUUUCACAUUGUGGAUUCAUAUUUGUUCAAAAAUGCGGUACUACCGAGAUAUUUCAAGCACAAUAAUCUAAACAGCUUCGUGAGGCAACUUAAUUUAUGUAAGUACUCCAACUAAUUGACUUAUUGCUAUCUAGACGGCUUUCGGAAAAUUCCCAUUGUUGGGAAUGCAUGCUUGUUGAAUGAAAAUGGCGAUAAUCUCCAUUUUUCCCACCCAUUCUUCAUCAAGGGAAACUUCCACCUUCUUCAGCACAUUAAAAGAAAUGCCGUUAAAGGAACAGGUGGUUCCAAGGCCAAGCAGGAGCAAGCAGCUGAGAAACGACAAGUUUCGGUACCUGAAGAUGACCUUGUCUGCAUGUUCUCUGAACUUAAACUCAUGCGAGAGAAACAGAACACGAUGAAGAAUACAAUAAGGCAAUUAACUAGGUAAGGUACAAGUUUAUGUCAUUUAAAAUUUGAUUAUAGAGACAACAUUCUGCUAUGGCAAAAGAUGGCCGCGUUAGAAAACUCACAAAAUAAACAACAAGAGAAUGUCGGAAAGCUUGUCCAAUUCCUCAUGGCUCUAGUACAAUCUCAGAAAAGAGUUCAUAACAAUUCCCAGAGAAUUAUGCAGUUAGACGAACUAGAUGAGAGAGCCCGUAGGAAUCCAUCCCCUAAGAGCAACAGGGCGUACAACCAGUCUCCAGUUAAUUGCUUGGCUAUUCAGAGAGGUCAGGGCAUAAGACCUACACUUGACUUUGGUAUUUUGGAUGGAAUCCAGAGAGAACUGACAGAAAACAGCUUUGAUAUGACUUCAAAUUUGUCUAUGAACGCAGAAAACGCUUUACUUGAAGGACUUCAGCUUCGUCAAAGGGCCAUUGAAGAAGGUGGGCCUUAUCUGGAAGACGGGAUUCUCCAGAAUGUUGACGAUGAACAUCGAAGUUCACAUGUGGGGGGAUCUUCUUUACAACGAUAUCGGGCGAAUGGAGAGCCUUCGGUAAAGAGAUCGUUCAAGCCAUGCCUUCCAUCUUACUCUCCUAAUAUAAUGCUCAAACCCAAGAAAUAUGCUGAAGAACUACUUCAGAGUUACGAUGUCCCGUCUACCUCUCAACAUGUAUAUGAAGAAGAGGAUCAGCAACAGGUAUGGGAAAAUUCAAGUUUUAUCUAGACCCAAUGUUUUCUUUAACUUUAGAUGACCGAAAACAUGGGUUAUGAGACUUAUCCAAGCCUCGGCCUCGUCGGGGACAACGAAACCUUUUAUUAUGUGGACGAACAAGGUAAUCAAUUCAUCCCAGAAUUAGACCUGGAUCAAAUCCCCAAUGAAUUUCUUCUUGAUCAUGAGGUUGUUAUUCCUCAGAUUGAACAUUCAGAACAACUUGCGGAUGAAGAAGAUGUCUGA